This is a messenger RNA of Plasmodium vinckei vinckei, 1734 nucleotides long. Its product is annotated as CIR protein PIR protein. Lineage: Eukaryota; Apicomplexa; Aconoidasida; Haemosporida; Plasmodiidae. The transcript is spliced from 3 exons. The record is from RefSeq and is a predicted model, not a curated record. Bases 1 to 1734 code for a protein of 577 amino acids.
AUGGACAAACACAAACUAAUGUGUGAAUUUAUUAUUAAAGGUGAUAGUUAUUUUAAAGGUAAAAAUGUCGAUACGACGAAAAUUAACAAAGAAAUAUCCAUCAAAAGUUAUUGUAGUAACGAUGAUUGUAAAACAAAUGAAGAACGUAUUAAUGCUUUGUCCGUAUAUAUAUAUAUGGAAUUCAAAAAUUUAUUAAAAGGUGAUGAUUAUAAUAAGUAUGAUGAAUGUUUAUUGAUGUGGAUAAGUAAUAUAUUAUUUAAGAUACACGACAAAAGCAAAGACAAAAAGACUCAAAAAGGCUAUGUCGAUCCUAUUACUUUAAAAAGUGCUUAUGAAAAGUAUUUAGAGAAACAUAAAGUAAAAGGGGAUUAUUGGGUUCUUUUUGAUCAUAUAAAGGGUUUGAAAAAUGCUAAUCUUAGGUAUAUGGCCGAAUUUUAUAUGUUACUUAAUAGAAUAUGUAAAACAAUUGUAGAUUAUAAAAAUAACGGUGCUGGAAGUAAUAAACUUUAUAAUUAUUCUAAAAAAUGCCUUGAUCAAUAUAUAAACCUUUAUUUAAAUACUUCUGGAUGCAAAUCAUAUCUUCAUUUAUUGAAAAAAUUAAAAGGUAUAUAUGAUGAUUUUAGAGUUUCUGCUAUUGAGGAAAAUCCUUCAAACAAUAAUUUAGCAACUAAUCUUAAAAAACUUAUAACACUAGAUGGAUUAGAGAUAAACGGGACGAAAGGCUUUAUAUCAUAUGAAUUCCCUAAAAAAAAAUGUAAUUCCCUCGAUAAAAAAGCGGCCUCAGUACAAUUACAAUCUUCUUCAAAAGAAGAAUCACCGCUACCACAAGAGCCAGAAAAAAAAGAAUCAGCACCACAAUCAUCAGAGUUACAACAAAUACCAACAGCAUUGCCAUCCCCACCGCAGGCGCAAAAACAAGAUUCAGCAUCUACACCACCAUCCCCUGAACAACCAAAAGAUCAAUUGAGUGAGCAAAAAGAUUCAGAUGGCUCAGGUAAUAACCGAGAUGGGACGGAUAGUGAUCAAGUAGAAGAUGGAACUCAAAGUACGGCAGGGGACCCUUUUAAUACUGGACCAUUAAUUUUUGAAAUCGUAUCAAAAGGUAUGGAACAAUUAAAUAAUGCUCGCGAGUUUGUUGGUAAAAAAAAGGAACAACUUACAAAGGUCACGGAUACUAUUAAUAGUUUAUAUAAUACGUCUGUAUCUAAUAUAAAAAACAAUUUCUACAAAUUUCCUGAAUUUUUUAAUAAUUUUAUUAACAAUCUAAGUAUUGAUUCUAAACAAGUAGAAAACCCUCCUGAUUCAGAUGAUAAAGAAUCUGAUUCAGGCGGAGGAGGGGAUGGCCCAUCACAACCCCAAAAAAAUUCAAAACAAACUUCAUCAGAAACUUCACCAAGUUCUACAGAACAAACUCAAGAACCACGAGAGUCUCAGGACUCAUCUGAAAACCACUAUUCUGAUCAAAACGGUCACGAAUCUGAAAAACCGGUGGAAGGCCCAGUGAUUAAACCAGAAGAUCCUGAAUUUGGAGUAAAAGGAAAUGGAACAAUAGGAAUAGGUGAUAUAUUUAUAUUCAAAGAAUUCAAAAAAAUUGGAAUUCCAAUUAUAGUUAUUAUAAUAUCCAUUACUUUAGCUAUUAUGUACAAGUUUUUGGUAUUUGAACGUAGAAAGAAAUUAAAAAGAAAAAAAAUGAAAAAAGUUACAAAUUUGUUUGGUGUAAAUAAAACGACAUGA